CAACGAAUUAUUUGCAAAAUCAAAACCAGAGUUCUGUCAAAUUUUUAAUACUUGUCAACGUGUAAAACAAGUUAAUAGUUAAUUAUUUUUGAUAAAAAAGUGUAACAAUCAGUGAUUUUAUACGAAAUAAAAGCUCAAGUCUAGAAAAUGGAUUUCCAAGUGAUUUUCACCGUUUUAUUCGCAACUUUCGUCACAGCGAACAGUUUAAAGCAGGGGGAAUGCGAAGUCUGCAUUAAAGUGUUAGAUAAAUUUGCAUCCACUUUAUCAGAGAAGGUUAAAAAAGACCCGAAAUUGAUAGAAACCGAAUUUAGAGACUUUUGUAAAAACACGAGGAACAAAGAGAACAGAUUUUGUUAUUACUUAGGAGGUCUUGAGGAGAGUGCAACUGGGAUUUUGGGCGAAAUGUCGAAACCACUCUCAUGGUCAAUGCCAUCGGACAAAAUCUGCGAGAAAUUGAAGAAAAAAGACGCCCAAAUCUGCGAAUUGCGUUACGACGUCGAAAUCGACUUAAAGACAGUUGAUUUGAAAAAACUCAAAGUUAGAGAUUUGAAGAAAAUUAUCAACGAUUGGGGCGAAGAUUGUCAAGGUUGUAUCGAAAAAAGCGAAUUUAUCCAAAGAAUAGAAGAAUUGAAACAUAAACAUACCGAACUUUAAGUGUGUUGUUACUAGAUUAAAUAUUGGACUGAUUAUUUAUUACCGGAGCUCCAAACGCACGCAUUUCUCAGUGAAUGGAAGUAAAACGAUUCAAUGUGCAUGAAGUUUACUUUAUUUCGUUUGUUAGGAUUGUAUUUAUAUUUGUAAUAAAACACAAUUAACGAUAAA
Molecule: messenger RNA, 822 nt
Organism: Tribolium madens (black flour beetle)
Lineage: Eukaryota; Metazoa; Arthropoda; Insecta; Coleoptera; Tenebrionidae
Gene: Manf
Product: mesencephalic astrocyte-derived neurotrophic factor homolog
Exons: 3
Coding region: 148-654 (168 amino acids)
Biological process (GO): neuron projection development; dopaminergic neuron differentiation
Cellular component (GO): endoplasmic reticulum
Source: RefSeq, a predicted model, not a curated record